Bufo gargarizans (Asiatic toad) is the source of this 4235-nucleotide messenger RNA. RefSeq names its product NUS1 dehydrodolichyl diphosphate synthase subunit (gene NUS1). Lineage: Eukaryota; Metazoa; Chordata; Amphibia; Anura; Bufonidae. The transcript is spliced from 5 exons. Bases 118 to 942 code for a protein of 274 amino acids. The record is from RefSeq and is a predicted model, not a curated record. Gene Ontology annotation, molecular function: ditrans,polycis-polyprenyl diphosphate synthase [(2E,6E)-farnesyl diphosphate specific] activity. Gene Ontology annotation, cellular component: endoplasmic reticulum membrane; dehydrodolichyl diphosphate synthase complex.
GUGACGACACCAAGCGGCUAGUCCAAUCGUGCCUGAGCGUGUGGGGAGCCUUGGAGUUCCCUGUAUGGCACUGGCAUGGUAGCGGGGCUGAGGUGCCGGUGUCAGUGAGCGGCGGACAUGUCCGUGCUGUACGUGCUGACCUGGCGCCUCCUGCACCUGCUGCUCAGCGUCCAGCGGGCACUGCUGGCAUGGCUCCGACUGUGGCACUGGAGAGUGUGGCGUGCAGCCGGUGCCCUCCUCUUGCCCCCUGAUAUCGCCUACCAGGAGCGGGGGCCGCUGGUUGACUGUAAGUUCCCCCGGCGCGAGUGUGUGCGCUGUGACUGCGCCAACCUGCAGCGGGACCGGGCACAGCUCAGCAAGGUGCCCCUACACAUCGGACUGCUGAUCAGCGAGGAGCACGAGAGCUACACGGACGUGGCCAGCCUGGUGCUGUGGUGCAUGGCACUGGGCAUCUCCUAUGUCAGCGUCUAUGACCCGCAAGGGAUCUUCAAGCAAAACAGCUCCCGACUUCUGGAUGAAGUACUGAAGCAGCAGAAGGAGGAGCGCUCCCCGUAUCCACUCAAAUAUGCGAAUGGCAGCACCGACAGGACGGAUAAAGCUUUUCUCCAUUUGCCUGUGCUAAAGGUGCUGUCUCCAGAGGACGGGAAGCCAAACAUGGUGAAAGCUGCUCAGAAUUUUUGUCAACUAGUAGCAGACCGACAGAAGACACCGGCAGACUUGGAUGUAGAUGCCUUCGACCACCUUUUAAGAAGUACACACAACUUUCCAGACCCUGAUCUAAUAUUAAAAUUUGGCACUACCAGUAGCACAUUAGGUUUUCUGCCAUGGCAUAUAAGACUUUCAGAAAUUAUUUCUCUACCAUCCCAUGUUAAUAUCCAAUAUGAAGACUUUUUCCAUGCUCUCCGUUGCUACGCGGGCUGUGAGCAGCGGCUUGGGAAGUGACCUCGCUUUCUUUUGGGCCGGUUCAAGCUUCCUCCAAAAGGGACUCAAUGCAUCUGUUUACAAGCAAUCUGUGAUUCAGUCAGUCCAGUUCACAGUUUGUACCCCGGAUACGGUUUUGUCAUUUGCCAUAGACCUGGUUAUAAUGGUGUCUCUAUAGCGCACAGUGUUCACAGCUCUUCUGGAAGAGGAUCUGCAAAGAUGACUGAGUCAUGGACAGUGGUGCUGCGAUGCUGUUUAGGAGUCUACUGUUCACCCUGCUCAUCAACCUGACGUGCCAGUAGAAUAUCCAGUAUUGGGUGCAUUAUUGGUGACCACCUGGGUCAUCAUCCGUCCAGCUGCUGUCGUGGUAUGGACAGAAUUGCGGAUGCGCAUUGUACAGGGGCUGCGUAUAGUUCACCUCCGUAAUAACAGGAUAUUCUGUGUUCUGCAGCACCAAAUCUAUCUCAUGUGAGAGAUUUUCCUAACCUUCUCAUCAAGUAUAUUCAAAUAGAAAAUUAUACAAGCAAAUCCCAGGUCAAAUAUAUUAACUACUACAGGUACUGAGAACUUGAAUAGGUCUUCUAAGAAUUUGCACUGAAAUUACAUGUCAGCACACAUUGUAUUAUUUAUUUGUUAAUAUAUUCCAGAUAUUAUUUUUAUUUUUUUUAAGUAAGGGUUUUUAAAAAAAAAAAUUGCCGGCUUGAUAUACAUGGAUCAUCUUACUCAUGUAUUCUAGAGCAAUGCUCUUUAUAUUCAUUUUGAGAAUUAAAGGGAGUCCUUAAAAAUCAUUUUUUUUUUUUUUUUUUAUAUAUUUUUUUUUUUUCAGGGUAAGCAUACCACCAUGUAGGGUGGGGUGCCCCCGAAUCAUGACCAUACCAUUCUUGUGAAAAUCCAGUCCUGUAAUCCUGGGAAAUGCAUGGUAUUUUUAUGCAAAUUAGGUAUCCAGUGCAAUAUGAACAGGGCUGACGCUGCCCAAUCCUUAGGCAGGUGCACAUUAUGGAGCAGCCCUGCCCACGGUGCACAUUUAAACUGUAUUUGCAUAAUAAUGAAAAUAAACUAUUCCCAGGAUUAGAGGACCAGAUUUCAACAAGGUGAGGUGUGGUUAUAUUUCGUGGCACCUACCCUACAUUGCGGUAUGCUUAUUUUGAAUCUGAGUUUGGAGGUGACAAGCUCCUAUGUAAUAAUUAGUCUGAUGCUGUUGUUCUGAUACACGAUCCUUAAAAAAAAUAAAAAAAAUAUGGAAAGUAGACAGAAUAUAUCCGGCCAUAAAGUCCAGUCUCCAGCCGUGGAGCAUUACCAACCUGAGUAAAACUGAAAGACUUCCUUGUGCCAAUUGCAGGGCAUGAGGGCUGGUUGUAUGACUCUGUGGCAUUCUUUAAGUCCUGGUGUCAUGCACUUCCCUUUCAGGCCCUGCACUUGGUAUAACACAAUUGUGACUAAGUGAUUGAAAAAAAAAUCAUCCUGCUGCGCCUCUUCUGCUGGUGUGGCAUCUAAAAAUAUGCACUGCCAACACAUGAACUGAAUCUGGGAGACACAUCCAGAUCUGCAUAUGUUGCCUCCAGCCAGUGACUUUUUGCUGCCCAAUGGCCUGAACAUAUUCAAGCACUGCCUUGAACAGAGUAGGACCAAAGUAUUUAUUACCACACUAAAGUUAUAUUGACAAACUAUAGUUUUCACCAGUGACUCGGCUAUAUCUUGUAAUUCAGACAUACUGCUAGUAUUUUAGGUUUCAUUUUUUGGGUGUUGGCUGCCAUGUAAUAUUUGAGAGAACUCUUCCUGUAGUAGACCCCACUUGUUUCCGCAAUCAUUACGUUGUAUCUUCCAGAGUUGGUUGUUCUGUUGCUAUAGAGUAUGCCAAGAUGCAGUACCCUUUUUGAAAAAUAUCGUAUGGUGACUAAGUAACGAAAAACAAGCUGUGCCACGUGAAGAAUCUGUUUAUAUAUAAAAAAAAAAAUACAUUAAAGUCUCUAAAAUAUCAGAAAUGUUUUUUUCUUACAUGCAUGCUGUCGCUUGUACAUCUUGAUACCAUUGUGUGAUACAUUCUCCUGAAUCCGAUUUAAGGGGUCUUCUCAAUCUACAAAACUUGCUGGAUCUUUUACUCUUGAUAUUCCUUAAACCCCCAGCACUUGAGUUUACAAACUGAGUCCAUUUCAAAUGUACCUGGUCUUCUGAGGAAACUUAAUAAUAUUCCUUACUCUAUUGGAUUUUACAACAGUCUUUUCUCUGUGUGCGCACAGCUGGAGCAGGAGUAACCUUCAGCUAGAACAGGAGACCUCUUGAGGCUAAAUUGCUUUUACUGUAGCCCAUCAGCAAGCUUUAGACUCUUUUCUGGCAGUCUUCAGACAUCAACCAACAUAUAUGCUGCAUUCUGUACUAUGUUGAUGAGCUCCAUUGUCAAUGACGGGAAAUGUAACUUAAGCUUCUCUUCUGCAGGUUGAGGCCAGUUAUGUUUGCAGCAGAAUGCUUGAAUGACUAUGUAGAACACCUUCCAGCUGGUUAGAAGAUGUAUAUAUUCAUGAAGGUCAACUUCAAAAACUUUGGAUUCAUCAUUACUUUACACAGACUAUUCACAACAUGUGCGAUCCACCAUCAGAAAUAUUUAUAAAUAGUUCUGUACAUUAAAGAGGAUCCCAGUUACUACACAGGAUAGGGGAUAAUAAUUAUCUGUGGGGGUCCGACUGCUGGGACUCUUUGUCCCUUUCCAGUGUCCUGAUGUAGCUCUAUUCAUUCUGUAUGGGACGGCUGUAGAUAAUCAAGCACUAUACUCUGCUGUAAUCUCUGGCAGUUCCAUACAAAAAGAAUGGCGCGCCAGUGCACAUGCUAGACUGUCGCUUCAUUAGGAAGGGGGAAUGGGUCCUCCAGUCUUGGGAUCUGUCGGAGUCCCAUUAGGUGGACCACCACUGAUCAGUUAGUUAUCCCCUAGUCAGUGUGUGUGGGGGUAACUUGUAGCAACCAGAAUGUACUGUGAUUAAACCAAAUGUUCAUUUAAUCAGGCAGAAAAAGCUUUUUUGACCCAACCAAGGUUUGUUUUUUUACUCUUACGACAAGACGUUCAACAUGUACCCACUUGUACCAAGCACUGUCCAUCGGGGUUUGAUCUGAAUGUAAAGGCUUUAUCAUCGGUUCCACAAUUUUUCCAUAAAGUCUGUACAAAAUGAGUAUUUUUGUGCUCUGUGUCGCUGUAAUGUCUGGCUACAUGUAAAUAUGUAAAGUUUUUUUUGUUUCAAAAACUCAACAUUGAAUUUUAAUAUUGAGAAAUGAAUCCAUUGUAUAAGAAGAGAUUGGAAAUAAAGUCUGAAUGCUUCAUAAGUUUA